CCUCCCGGGGCGGCGCGGCUCCUCCCGACGCGCGGCGGCGGCGGCUCGGGCGCUCCCUCGGCGGCUCGCCUCUCGUUGCCGCUGCUCCUCGCUCGCCCGCCAGCCCGUGGCUGCUUGGGCGGCCGGGAUCGCCGCCGCCUCCUCCGGGGAGCCGGCCGGGGCAGGGCGCAGCGGGGAGACGGGUGUGGGGGGGCGGGCAGGGAGAGGGGCUGAGCGCCGUGGGAGGGGGAGAGGGAGCGAGCGAGCGAGCGGGCAUUUCUGCGCAGCUCGGACGCCUCGGAGCCUGGCCGCGGGACACGGAUCGAGGACCGGCAGCGCCCGGAAGCCGCGCCGCCGCCGCCAGGUGCCCGACUGGCGUCCUUCCCCCAGGGAGCUGGUGUGAACAGAGGAGAGGACUGGCGUGCUGGUCACCAUGACAACAGAGACAGGCCCGGAUUCUGAGGUGAAGAAGGCUCAGGAAGAGGCCCCACAGCAGCCUGAGGCCGCCGCCGCCGCUGCUGUGACCACCCCAGUGACCCCUGCAGGCCACGGCCACCCAGAGGCCAACUCCAAUGAAAAGCAACCGCCCCAGCAGGACACUCGGCCUGCUGAACAGAGCCUAGACAUGGACGAGAAGGACAACGGGGAGGCUGAUGGCCUGUCAGAGAGGACCACGCCGAGCAAGGCCCAGAAAUCGCCCCAGAAGAUUGCCAAGAAAUACAAGAGUGCUAUCUGCCGAGUCACUCUGCUCGAUGCCUCUGAGUAUGAGUGUGAGGUGGAGAAACAUGGCCGGGGCCAGGUGCUGUUUGACCUGGUCUGUGAGCACCUCAACCUCCUGGAGAAGGACUACUUUGGCCUGACCUUCUGUGAUGCUGACAGCCAGAAGAACUGGCUGGACCCCUCCAAGGAAAUCAAGAAGCAGAUCCGGAGCAGCCCCUGGAAUUUUGCCUUCACAGUCAAGUUCUACCCCCCUGACCCUGCCCAGCUGACAGAAGAUAUCACAAGAUAUUACCUGUGCCUGCAGCUGCGGGCAGACAUCAUCACAGGCCGGCUGCCCUGCUCCUUCGUCACGCAUGCCCUGCUGGGCUCCUACGCCGUGCAGGCGGAGCUGGGCGAUCAUGAUGCCGAGGAGCAUGUGGGCAACUAUGUCAGCGAGCUCCGCUUCGCCCCCAACCAGACCCGAGAGCUGGAGGAGAGGAUCAUGGAGCUGCACAAGACAUACAGGGGCAUGACCCCAGGAGAAGCAGAAAUCCACUUCCUAGAGAACGCCAAGAAGCUAUCCAUGUACGGAGUAGACCUGCACCAUGCCAAGGACUCUGAGGGCAUUGACAUUAUGUUAGGAGUCUGUGCCAAUGGCCUGCUCAUCUACCGGGACCGACUGAGGAUCAACCGCUUCGCUUGGCCCAAGAUUCUCAAGAUCUCCUACAAGAGGAGUAACUUCUACAUCAAGAUUCGGCCUGGGGAGUAUGAGCAGUUCGAGAGCACAAUUGGCUUUAAACUCCCAAACCACCGGUCAGCCAAGAGACUGUGGAAGGUCUGCAUUGAGCAUCACACAUUCUUCCGGCUCGUGUCCCCCGAACCCCCACCCAAGGGCUUCCUGGUGAUGGGCUCCAAGUUCCGGUAUAGUGGGAGGACCCAGGCACAGACCCGCCAGGCCAGCGCCCUCAUCGACCGGCCCGCUCCCUUCUUCGAGCGUUCUUCCAGCAAACGGUACACCAUGUCCCGCAGCCUUGAUGGAGCGGAGUUCUCCCGCCCAGCCUCGGUCAGUGAGAACCACGACGCAGGACCUGAUGGUGACAAGCGGGAGGAAGACGGCGAGUCUGGGGGGCGGCAGUCAGAGGCCGAGGAGGGAGAGGUCAGGACCCCCACCAAGAUCAAGGAGCUGAAGCCGGAGCAGGAAACCACGCCGAGACACAAGCAGGAGUUCUUAGACAAGCCAGAGGAUGUCUUGCUGAAGCACCAGGCCAGCAUCAACGAGCUCAAGAGGACCCUGAAGGAACCCAACAGCAAACUGAUCCACCGGGAUCGAGACUGGGAGCGGGAACGCAGGCUGCCCUCCUCGCCCGCCUCCCCCUCCCCCAAAGGCACCCCUGAGAAAGCCAGCGAGUCCCAGAGGACCCAGGACACCUCUCAGCAGGACUUGGCACCUGAGCCUGGGACUGCCACCGGCUUGGAAGUGUUCACUCAGAAAAGCCUCGCAGCAUCUCCUGAGGGUUCAGAGCAUUGGGUAUUUGUAGAAAGGAAGUACACUAGGCCAGAAGAACUCAGUCUUCUAAAAGUGGCCGUCACGCAGCAGGAAGAAAGUGAGGCAGGCCUUGCAGAUAUCCUUGCCGAUGGCAGACUGUCCAAGGUGGAUAUCCUGGUGGACAAGUUCAAAGUUGAAGUGGCCACAGAGGAAAUGGUGGGAGCCAGAGGAGCAAACACCCAGCAAAAAGGAAGAAUGAUUGCAAGCCCUGAAGACUUCGAGUCACUGUGGGAGGAGGGCCCCCGGGUCGGGAAUGGCCCAGGAGGGGAUCCCCUGGCUGCAGGCUGCACUCUGGCAGAAAAGCUUCCUGAGGGCGCCCAGCUCAGGAUGGGCACCGGGGAGGCCACCAUCAGGAAGCGCCGGGUCUCGGGUCAGUGGGAGAGCCACGUGGAGCUAAGAAAGGAGCUGGAGGAGAUCCAGACUUGUGAAAGGCCCACUGCCCUGGGGGCCGGGCCAGCAGAGGUGGAUGUCUCCUUUCCAACCUCUGACAAGGGAGGACUUCAGUCGUUUCUGCUGGACCCAGCCCACGAGGAAGACAGAGCUGACUCGAGUGAUGAAACCGAUACUUCCUGUGCAGAGAGGAGCUUCUAUUUCAACUAUGGAGAGAAAGAUUUUGAAGACCAAAUCCUCCCUCCACUGUUGGAGGAGAGAGGAGAGCGCCCGAAAGCCCCUCCUGGAGAUGAGAGCAGGCGGGAGCUCCCGGGAGAGCUUGCAGAGCGCUCUGAGCUGAGGGCCUCUGCCCAGUGGGGCUCUCCGACAGCUUCCAGAAGGAACAAGGAUGAAGAUGGUGAAGCUCACACAGCUUCCUUGGAGAAAGGGGUGGGGCCUCCCAGGGACCACGGAGGACCCAAUGACCUGGAGGCCUUUGACCAGCAGCUCGGUAAUGGAUCUUUUCCAGGGCAGAGAUUUGCUAAGGCUUGGGAAGAAGCAGGGUGGGGGGUGAAAGGAGAGUUUACCCACCCAGCCCCUGCCAUUACUGCAGAGGAAGAGGCCCCCGGGAGUCUAGAUUUGAUGGGAAAGGCUGAGGAAAGUCCCCCAGCAGCAUGGAGGAACCACUCGCCUCACAGAGGAGCGGGUGUGUGCCCAGACUUCCCGGCCUGCGCCCUUCCAUGGACACUAGCCAAACCGGACAGAGACAACUUCUUGCCCAAAGACAAGGGACCAGUUCACACCCAAACAGGACAACCCAUGAGGGAGCACAGCAAGGUUCACACGGAGUUUCUUCAGAUGGAGGUGAUCAACCCCCUCCCAGCCUCCCGUGGUCCCUUUCAGGCUCCUCCUGAGGACGCUUCUGCGAGCCCAGCCUCUCAUGGGUCAGGGGAGCCUUUGCAGCUUGGGGAUCCCUUUGGAGAACAGCCCCCUGUGUUUCUCAGAGAGAGCCCAGAACCCAAGGACCAAGUAGAGCCUGUUGUGACUCUGGACAGAGGUGAGCGCAAGGCACCUCCCGUUGCCAGCAGAAAACGCAGAGUUGUCCUUGAAGAAGUUGAGGGAGUUGCAGCUCUAAGGUUGGGAUUCCCUUCAGGGAAGCCAAAGAUGACUCCUUUCCAAGCUGGGGGCCAAGAGGGCUCCCUGGAAGACAUCAGCAAGACCUCGGUGGCCAACAAAAUUUGGAUCUUUGAGACCCAUGGAGCUGAAAGUUGGCGAGCGAGUCAGGGCGAAACAUGGGCCCUUCCAAGUGAGUUGUCUUCAGAGGCCUCCCUAGGUCAGGCAGAGCAGCAGCAGAAUAAGCUUUCAGACCUGGGCUUCGUCCAACUCCCGCCCCCGGAGGACAUCGCCGGCCCCAAUGCCACGCACUCCUCAGUGAUGUCACCCACUACCAGCCACGAGGGCGUUUCUACUACAUCCCACCGGGAACUCGAGCUCAUGUCUCCCGAUUCGGGCUGCGAAACUACACUGGAGGAAGCUGCUAGGGGAGCUGGCCACAACAAAUCCGGAGAUGCAGUCAGGGAAGAGAAGCGCCUCGCCAGUUUAGCAGCAAAACCCCCUGGGAAAGGGGGGCGCCUGGGAUUCGUCAGCCCCUCAGGCCCUCAGAGAGCAGGGCUGAGGGAGGGCUCGGAGGAGAAAGUCAAACCACCACGUCCCAGGGCCCCAGAGAGUGACACGGGCGAUGAGGACCAGGACCAGGAGAGGGACGCGGUGUUCCUGAAGGACAACCACCUGGCCAUCGAGCGUAAGUGCUCCAGCAUCACCGUCAGCUCCACGUCCAGCCUGGAGGCAGAGGUCGACUUCACCGUCAUGGGUGACUACCACGGCAGCGCCUUCGAAGACUUCUCCCGCAGUCUGCCCGAGCUCGACCGAGACAAAAGCGACUCAGACACAGAGGGCCUGGUGUUCUCCCGGGAUCUCAGCAAGAGGGGCCCCAGCCAGGACGACGAGUCCGGGGGCAUCGAGGACAGCCCCGAUCGAGGGGCCUGCUCCACCCCGGAUAUGCCCCAGUUUGAGCCCGUGAAAACGGAAACCAUGACCGUCAGCAGCCUGGCCAUCAGGAAGAAGAUCGAGCCAGAGGCUGUGCUGCAGACCAGAGUCACCACGGUGGACACCCAGGUGGAUGGGACUGCCCUAGGGGGAAAGGAAUUCAUAACCACUGCUCCCUCCAUCACCACUGAGACCAUAUCAACCACCAUGGAGAACAGUCUCAAGUCCGGGAAGGGGGCAGCUGCCAUGAUCCCAGGCCCACAGACGGUGGCCACGGAAAUCCGUUCUCUUUCUCCGAUCAUCGGGAAAGAUGUCCUCACCAGCACCUACGGCGCCACCGCGGAAACCCUCUCCACCUCCACCACCACCCAUGUUACUAAAACUGUGAAAGGAGGGUUUUCUGAGACGAGGAUUGAGAAGCGAAUCAUUAUUACUGGGGACGAAGAUGUUGAUCAAGACCAGGCCCUGGCUUUGGCCAUCAAGGAGGCCAAACUUCAGCAUCCUGACAUGCUGGUGACCAAAGCUGUCGUAUACAGAGAAACGGACCCAUCCCCGGAGGAGAGGGACAGGAAGCCACAGGAAUCCUGACCUCUAUGAAGAGAUGCUGGCGUUUCUGGUCCAACUCAAGCCAGAGAACCAUUAAGAAGGGGCCUUCAUUCUGGAUUCUCCGAGUCAACACCGACGUCCCAGCUGCGACGUACUGUCACUGAUGAGAGACUGGGAGAGGAAAAGCAAAUAUAUAUAUAUAUAUAGAUAUAUAUAGAUAUAGAUAUAUAUACAGGAAACACUGCAUCCUUGCACUGCUUCUGGGGCUGGCCGGGCAGUCGGCCAACAGCAACAACCAACAUCUGAACACCUACAUUUCCUUUGCAGACAAAUUGAAGAAUUGGUGGGAUUUUUUCAGGAAAAAAAAAUUAUAAUGCCAAUAAUCCCUCGCUAUCCCCUUCGAAGGCCGCGGAGCGACGCGAGCAAGCAGCCCAGGAUGACUGCCGGGAUGCAGCACCGACUGCGCAGCACAUCCGGUGGACGGACCCUCCCUUUGUUCUCCAGUGUCUGUUGCCCAUGCAAGUGCAAAGGAAAACCCUUUUGCGGCAAAGCGAGACACGUUGAAGCAGCAAGACACACAACGAGAAAGAAAAGACAUUUCCCACUUGGAAAGGAGGAGGAGGAACACUGGAUUAUUAUUUUAUGGGUCUUGACACUGGGCUGCAAAAUCCACCUUCCUUUCUUCCGCCUCCCCUCCCCCUCACAAGUCUUGUCAUUUUCUGUCUCGACUCCCUCCUCCCAACCCUGCACCCCUUGCCCUCUGUCCGGGUCCUGCUGAGGGCCACUGCAGAUGACUCAUUUGAAACAAGAAAAAGAGAAGAAAGCAGGGACGGAAAACCAUGCCGCAGGAAGGGAAGUAGACACUGUAUGUUUAUGGUUCUCAUUACGAAGGUGCAGCUUGUAGGAGAUUUGUAUGGAUGUGCUUUUAAGUUAUGUAUAUGACAUAUAACGGGAAACAAAUAUUAAAAUAAACAGUGCUGGUAAGUAUGAAGCUGACAGUUUAAAAUUAUGAUUAUCUGACUGUGAUUGAUGUAUCCCAAGGUUCCUAGAUCUCACUGAACCGGCCCGGCCAAGGAGGCCUGGACUCUGGCUGUGGGCUGCUCACAGUAGGAGCUGCUGGGUUCAGUGUAGUAAUUCAGUGUGUGAUAUUUGUCAUUGGUUGAUUGGUGGGGAGGGGAGGGGUCCCCGAAUGGAGAAGCGGGGGUUUGACAAGAAGGAAGAAACACAGCUGUGGUCCAAGAUGCCUUCUCCCCUGGGCAGUAAGUAGCAACCAGGGCCUGGUCCGUGCUCAGAUGUGGGGCCCAGAGUUAGGAUUUUGCUGCGGAUCCCCUGGCCCAGUCCCCCUACCUCCCUAAGAGGGCUUGUCUCUAUUCUCAGUCCUCUGGGGUUUUUUUGCCACAUGUCUUGCCUUUCCCUGACCAAAUCCUGGUAGCUAACUCCCCAUCCCAAGCGGGGUGAUGCCCUUGGCCACUGCAGAGGAUGGUAGCUUUAUCCGGCUGCCUGAAAACUCCCAGCUCGGUCUCUUCCUCUACCACUCCCGUUCUCUGUUUGAGUCAUUCUCUUCUUCGUGGGCUGAAGCAGCCAUGGGAGCGACCCCAAACACAGGGUAGGCCUAGGUGAACGCUGAGGAUGAAAGGUGGUGCUGCUCACAGUCUCCAUCCACGUGUUAGACCCUGGCUUUGGAGACCUCCCCUUCGGUCAGCAUCUGAGCUCUGAGCCUGUGCCCUCUGAGUCCCAGAAAUUGCCUCAAACCACAGAAGCCCUUGGAGAAAACCCAUCAAAAGCCUGGCAUUGCCACACAGGGGCUUUCCCAGGCUCUCCUGGCACAAGCUGGCCCCCUGAGCUCAAUGAGUCCCCUCCUGAGGGAGUAUGUCCCUCUGCACUUUAACGUAUCAGUCCCAUCUCACCUCCCCAGUCCUGUUUCUGAAGCAGUUGCUAAACUCACUCAGCAAAUAUAUAUUGAGUACCUGCUUGUGCCAGGCACUGUUCUUGGGUUGAGAGAAUGUGGGGCACAUGGAGGCACCUGGGAAGCCCCCUGAGCCAGCCUUACAUUUCUAACCAGGGCUGUCUCUCCGAGAGCAUUUCUGCAUUCUCUCCAAUUAUUGGACAUUGCCCACGGAUGCCCUCCAGAGAGCCCAGGCUUAUCAGUUACCCCAAGGAUAAAUACGCUUAGCUGCUUUGGUGCUGACCUGGGGCAGAACAAGAAACCAGAAUAGUGUGCCUCUGUGGACACAAAUGGGAUGGAGGGAGGGCAGAGAGCCCUGAGCCUGGACAUCCCAUGGCAGAAUCAGCCACACGCCCCCCAGAGCAGGCCGGGGGGCUGCUCCAGCUCCCCCUGAGUGCGACAGCACACUUGCCGUGCACCAAGCUUCUUUUUACGUUCCUGAUACAGAAGCCCCUUUCAACCUGAGAGCUCCCACUCAUUCUGGGCCAAAAGCUGGUGUAGCCCCACCCUCUCUGGCUCACCCAGAAUUUGACUGAGGCACCCCGUCUUUGCCGGAACCAGGCAUCCUGAACACACUUCAGAGGGAGAAUUAUUUUUUUCUGGGUUCUCCACCUGCCUACAGACCCUGGGUGUGUGGCUUCAGGGCAGGGAUGAAGUGACCAGGCUUAGCUCAUGGGCCAGUGGCGUUUGUGGAGAUCUCUACCCCACCAAUGCGCUGACCUUCCUUCCACGACAGUCAGUCAGUGCCCCCAGGGAGCAGGGGAGCUGCAAGCUAAAUCUAGGGCACUGUUUCCUCCCCAUGCGCCUCUUCACAAAGAACAUCGACGUUUGUCUUGUCUGUCGUCAACCUACUUUUCCUUUUUACUUUUUUCUAUUUUUCAUUCUUUCUGUGCUGCCUCUCCACCCCAGAGACCAUGUAGCAUAGUGGAGAAGGCCCAGAGGGCGGGCAGGAGUGCUCGUGGCCAUCCUGGCUCGGUGCCUGGCUCGCCAUGUGCCAUCGAGCUCAUCUGGGCUCUCCUGGGGCCUCGGUUCCCGUCGCACUUGUAAAAGGACGCGGAUAAGCCAGAUGCUCUCCAGGGCCUUUUUCUGCUCUGCCAUCCCACAGACUUUCAUUUUACUUUGCUUUCUCUGGAUCUUUUCCAUCUGAGAGGACAGGAAGUUCCAGGACCUGUUUCGGGUUUUGAAUCCUGCAAGCACAUUCCAAGACUGGCCUGAAAUUGCAUGAGCAACAUCACUCUAAUUUAUUUUCCCCCCAAAAGCACCUUACCAAACAACUGCAACGCUGUCCUGUUCCUUUUUACUCACACCCCUCUCUCUUCUCUGGUCCCCACGCUCCCCCACCUCAGUGCUCCGUGCUGUAUGCGUGUGCUCUCUGUUCUUGUAUACUCAAUAAAAGUGAAAUAAAUGUGUUUGAUGCUCAACCACAAA
Molecule: messenger RNA, 8558 nt
Organism: Myotis daubentonii (Daubenton's bat)
Lineage: Eukaryota; Metazoa; Chordata; Mammalia; Chiroptera; Vespertilionidae
Gene: EPB41L1
Product: erythrocyte membrane protein band 4.1 like 1
Biological process (GO): cortical actin cytoskeleton organization; actomyosin structure organization
Cellular component (GO): plasma membrane; cytoskeleton
Molecular function (GO): actin binding; structural molecule activity
Source: RefSeq, a predicted model, not a curated record